AUGACUCAGCCAAGCUUUCAGCAACCUGAACGUAUUCAAGCUACCCAUGAUCAUGGGCAUGGGCAUGAUCAUGCUCACACCCACAUUCAUUCUCAGGGAAUGAACGGAGAUCAACACGAACAUGAUCAUUGGGCUGAGGACGAUUACCUAGGCAGACCCGGUGUGUUCGAAGUUGCUCAAAUCACUUAUGAAUCCGUUAUUCACGCACUCGUUUCUGCUGGGAUCAAAGAGGACAUAUAUAAGACAUGGGAUGUGUUGGAAAUAGGAUGUGGUCCCGGAACAGUAACCAAACAUCUCUUAUCUACAUUCUCAACCAUCCACUCAAUCGAUAUCUCUCCCUCAAUGCUCUUGAACCUAAGUAAAUACCUUCCUUCAGAAUCCUUUCCAAAUUUAACAUACUCCCUUCAUAAUCUAUCUCCAAAUUCACCCCAACAAUUCAAAGACAAGGCCCUGCUCAUAUCGCCAACUGUAGAGGACAGAAGGAGGGAAAUCUCACCUCCACGAGAUAAGUUUGACUUGGCAGUAUCGAGUUUGGUAUUACAUCAUGUAGAUGAUAUACCUUCUUUCAUGCUUGCUGCGAUUGGGUUGGUGAAGGACGGAGGAUGGUUGGUCUUUGCUGAGAUGGGGGUUAUUCCAGAUAAUAAUGGGGAAGGACAUUCAAAGCCCACCGAACACGGUCCCUUCAAUGCUCCCGAACAUCAUCGACCCUCAUUCACCACCGACUCGCUCAUAAGGCUAUUCGAAUCGUACGGUCUCACAAACGUAUAUGCAGAAGAAAGAGGGGAAUUACCUAUUUUUGGAACAGAGGAAGGCAAGAUGAGAGUACCGGGCUUGAUCGUUAGAGGGAGGAAGGGUAAAGAGUGA
Messenger RNA from Kwoniella botswanensis, 864 nucleotides. RefSeq lists its product as uncharacterized. The record is from RefSeq and is a predicted model, not a curated record. The coding region runs from base 1 to 864 and encodes 287 amino acids. The transcript is spliced from 4 exons. NCBI's taxonomy places the organism in Eukaryota, Fungi, Basidiomycota, Tremellomycetes, Tremellales, Cryptococcaceae.